Molecule: messenger RNA, 390 nt
Organism: Arabis nemorensis
Lineage: Eukaryota; Viridiplantae; Streptophyta; Magnoliopsida; Brassicales; Brassicaceae
Source: the annotation of a GenBank genome assembly
AUGGGUUUAGGUUGUAGAGAUUCGAUAAGCAGUUUGCCAGAUGAGAUUNUUGGCAAAAUCCUGUCUUUACUUCCGACAAAAGUGGCUGCUUCCACAUCGGUUCUGUCCAAGAGGUGGAGGAAUCUACUUUGUCUUGUAGACACCCUUUGCUUUGAUGAGUCAAUGGUUGUGUAUGCCAACGAAGAAGAAGCAAAGAGUGGUUCACUUAGCUUCUGUGAUUUCGUGGAGAAAACAUUUGUUCUGUUACGCAAUUCUCCUAUCAAGAAAAUCUCUCUGUCUCACUUACCUAGAUGUGGCUGUGCUAGUGACUACGAUCGUGUUUACCGUUGGAUUUAUACUGCAAUGGAACGUGUACGCGAGUGGAAAAUAAAUCCAUCAAGCGGCUUGUAG